Messenger RNA from Raphanus sativus (radish), 3246 nucleotides. RefSeq lists its product as uncharacterized. Gene Ontology annotation, biological process: positive regulation of GTPase activity. Bases 156 to 3059 code for a protein of 967 amino acids. The transcript is spliced from 22 exons. Gene Ontology annotation, molecular function: GTPase activator activity. Lineage: Eukaryota; Viridiplantae; Streptophyta; Magnoliopsida; Brassicales; Brassicaceae. The record is from RefSeq and is a predicted model, not a curated record.
ACAGUUUAUCAAAAAGUCCCAAGUCAGUCAGCCUCGACGACGACGUUUACCCUCAUCGUCCCGGAGCGGAUCUCUUCCUCAUAUGUGUGAUCGAUCGGUAGGAUCUGCAAGAGCUCCUUACCCAGAAAAAAGGAGCAAUACGCUAUCCAAUCUAUAUGGCUUCAACGAGCAGACCGAAUCAUAUCGAAGAAGAUGAUGAUGAUAUGGAAGAAGAGGUGCAACAUUUCGAUGAUUUUACUCUUGCUUCUUCCUGGGAAAGGUUCAUCUCAGAUAUCGAAGCAACUUGUCGCCAGUGGCUAGCCGAUGGUCCCAAAAACCUGGUGGAAAAGGGAGCCGUUGCAAUUGAAGAUUCGAAGAGUCUGUUUAAGGUCAAAUACGACCUGAAAAAUGUCACAAAGAGCUACUGUAUGGAGUUCUACUUCCAAAUUGACGAUAAUGGUACUGGUAGCCAACAAGAGGGAAUUGGCAAUUGGAACAGUAGUUCACAUGAUCUCCAACUUUGCUUUGGGGUGAAGGAUUUUCUGUUGAUUGCUCCACAAAGUGCCAGUGGGGUGCUUCUUGAUACACCAGAGUCCAGCAAGCUUCUCAGUUCGGUUGCUAUUGCUUUGUCUAACUGUGCCAGCUUGUGGCCAGCCUUCGUCCCUGUGCAUGACCCUUCCCGGAACGCAUAUAUUGGAAUCCAGAAUAUGGGCACUGUUUUUACUAGAAGAUUUGAAGCAGAUCGCAUUGGUAGUCAAGUCCCUGUGAAACUCAUGCACCUAGAAGGACUAUAUGAGUUGUUUGUUUCUAAGUUUGUUUAUUCUGGAGUGGACUUCUCAAUGCAUACUUUCAAAGUUCAUUUUAUGAUGAGGCUAACAUACGAAACCUUCACAUCUGACGAGGAUGAUGAGAACAGUGAUAUGGAUGAAUUUAUGGGUGACAAAGCUGACACUGCAGAACACCAUGGCUCUGAGUCACGCAACAAGGUGCACUGGGAUGAUGAUUGUCCUUGGAGUGAGUGGUACUCUGCUGAAGAUCCACUUAGAGGAUUUGAAUUGGUGGUCACAUGGGCUGACAGGACUGUAGAAAAUACACUUGAGAUGGCUGAACUUGAAAAUGCUUCACCUCAUGAAGCUGAGAAGUGGAUUUUACAUCCAGUCCUCUCACCAUAUCUGGGGGAGCCUUCACAUGGGAAAAGAAUUGAUUUUUCUUCCCAGCUACUUUGCUUGGUUGAAGCAUUGGAUACGUCUUUCACAGCUCAGUUUAUGGAGGAUUUCGUGUCAGUGGAAAACUCAAGCACUGAAAGUUUGAAGACCUCAGUGGUCAUACCUCCUCCAACAGUUCUUGAUCGGGUGAUUAAAGAUCUUUUUCAUGAGGGAUCUAAACUCCCAAAUUUUACUAAAGGCGAACACAUGCUUUCUCGAGCUCUUAAGGCUGCACCGCUCGAAUCUCUCUUUACACAAUUUUGUUUGCAUUCUCUAUGGUUUGGCAACUGCAAUAUUCGUGCCACUGCUUUUCUCUGGGUAGAGUUUGUCCGUGAAGUUCGUUGGUGUUGGGAAGAAUCACAGCCGUUGCCAAAAAUACCGAUCGACGGUUCUAUUGAUUUAUCCACUUGUUUGAUCCACCAGAAGUUGCAUCUGCUUGCAAUUUGCAUUGAAAAAAAUCGUGAAAUGAACGAAGAGUUCUUAGACUGUGUAGGAAGUGACGAUAGUUCAGACGCUUCUGUUUCUGUGGAGGAAAAUCACAAGGUCGACAAGAGAAUAAAUAGAUCCUCAAAAGCAGACCUGCAGAGGAAACGUGACAGCUCAGUUACAGAAGAUACAUCUAAUCAACUCAAAUUUGAGAGGAAUGCUGAAAGCAAAAAAUCUGUGAACCAAAUCCGAACAGAUGCCUUCAGGAGGGGUUCAGCUGGACCAGUGGGGACCAUGAUGCUCCUGAAGUCACAUCAGCCACUCCAUGCCCCAUUUACCCAGGAUCCACCUCUUAUGACUGAGGACAUGCACGAAGAGAGACUCCAGGCUGUGGAGGCGUUUGGUGAUUCCCUUAACGUUCCUGGCCAGUUGGAGAAGGACAUCUUACUAUCUGACAUGUCAGCAUUCAAAGCAGCAAACCCAGAUGCUGUGUUCGAGGACUUUAUCAGAUGGCAUUCACCUGGAGAUUGGGAGACCACUGAGCCUGAAGCUGCUGAAGCAUCGGUAGGCUCCAGCACUGAAGGCUCAAAGGAUAAAUGGCCUCCUCAUGGUCGCCUUUCUAAACGGAUGUCUGAUCAAGGAAACCUCUGGAGGAAAAGUUGGAAGGAUGCACCCGCUUUGCAAGCCGAUGACCAAAAGCCCCUCUUAGACCCAAAUCGAGAGGGAGAAAAGAUUCUUCAUUACCUGGAAACAGUGCGGCCUCAUCAGCUCCUCGAGCAAAUGGUCUGCACAGCCUUCAGAGGAGCAGCCGACACUCUUAACCAGACAAACUUCGGGGACAUGAGACAAAUGACCUCUAAACUGGAGCAACUCUACCUCAUCAUCAAAUCUACUUUGGGAGUUCUUCAACGCAACCAUGUUCCAGACAGAGAACAGACCGUUAAAGACCUGAGACGUCUCUGCGUGGCAUUUGAACACGUCGAGAAGUUGGUAACUGUCGCAGCAUCUCUUCACAGAAAGUUCCUUGACGCAUCACGCCUAGCUCAAGUUGUAUUCAGUGACUUCUACGGCAAUUAUGUUCCAAUGAUGGGAAUAAACCCAAAUGAAGAAGAGAACAAAAGCAGGACGCAGGAGAUGCAAGUAGGGAGACAGGAAGUGAGUUUGAGAGAGAGACAAGUGGUGUCGAAUCUGUUCUCGCCACCAUCGGCGAACCAGUCUUGGAGAAAAGUGUUGAGUAUGGGGAAUCUACUAAACGGACACGAACCCAUUCUCAGGGAGAUCAUUUUCUCCACCGGAGAUGACGUCAACAACGGAAUCCAUUAUGCAGCCGCCGCUGACGUGGCGGCCAGCAGUGACCGAAGAGGGGAAGAAAUCGAGACACAUAGAAUGUACGUCUCUGGAACAUCUAACGAUCUCCGAGUUGCACUCUCUGUCACUUCCUGCGAUUGAUUCUUCUUUUCUUCAUUUUGGUUUAAUUUUUAGUUAACACAUUUGUUAUUUAACAGAAAUUUAGCAGAUGAACAUUUUUCAAAUCUUAAGUUGUCAUUGAUGUGUAUUGAUUCAGACAACAAAUAAAAUUAUGCAAUAUAAAUGUAAUUUAAAUAUUUAUAACAUGAAGAAUGGUCCUUUUUCAUUA